AUGUCGAAAAUCUCAAACCUAGACUAUGCUGCCCUUAAUCUCUUCGGAGACAACUAUUUGCAAUGGGAACUUGAUACAAAGAUUAACUUGAGGUCAAAUGAACUCGGUGAUGCUAUCAUCGAGGGCAACAAUGAGACUGAUAAGAAUCGGUACAGGGCUAUAAGUAUUAUACGCCACCAUCUUAUUGAGGGUCUAAAAGAUCAGUACCUCACCAUGGAGAAUCCACUAGACCUUUGGACCGCUUUACAGCGACGAUACGAUCACCAGAAAACGGUGCUAUUACCAAAGGCUAAACAUGAGUGGAAGAAUCUCAGAUUCAUGGACUAUAAGUCUAUGGAUGAAUACAAUUCAGUAUUGUUUAAGAUAGUCUCAAUGAUGAGACUUUGUGGUGAGGAAGUAACCGAGAAAGAGUUGCUUGAUAAAACAUUCUCCACGUUCCAUUUGACGAACGUGUUGCUGCAACAGCAUGAGAUGAGACCCAUCGGAACAGCAGCAUUACCAGAAGCCAAAGAAGCUGAAAAGAAAGAUCCCAAAGAGUGCAACCACGUCCAUGAUGAUAAGAGAUCACACGGCAAAGGCCGUAGUAGAUACAAAGGACGUGGCCGUGAUAACUACUCAUAUGACCGGCAAGGAAACCAUAAUAAUCGUGGUCGUGGUUCCAGCUAUGGCCGUGGCCAAGGCAGUUAUGGCCGUGGUCGAGGCGAGAGCCUUAAGAACAAGAACCCGGAAGCCCAUAUGGUUCAUGAUACCGGGUAUGAUGCUGAUGAUGAUUCCGACCUUGAAAAGGACGACCUCUUGGAUUUUGAGACUUCUGAUUGUCUCAAAGACUAA
Molecule: messenger RNA, 831 nt
Organism: Brassica napus (rape)
Lineage: Eukaryota; Viridiplantae; Streptophyta; Magnoliopsida; Brassicales; Brassicaceae
Exons: 3
Coding region: 1-831 (276 amino acids)
Source: RefSeq, a predicted model, not a curated record